Messenger RNA from Nomia melanderi (Alkali bee), 898 nucleotides. RefSeq names its product cuticular protein 22 (gene CPR22). The record is from RefSeq and is a predicted model, not a curated record. Gene Ontology annotation, molecular function: structural constituent of chitin-based larval cuticle. Gene Ontology annotation, cellular component: chitin-based extracellular matrix. NCBI's taxonomy places the organism in Eukaryota, Metazoa, Arthropoda, Insecta, Hymenoptera, Halictidae.
GUCCCAUGUGCGUCCUCUUAGGAGCACAGUGGCCAUCGUUACUUAGGCAAACGGUCGUAUUGGUGAUGCCUCCAGGGGUAUAUAUACGACGAGCGCUGCGGGGCUUGAUAAACACUUGCCCAUCAGCGAUUACUGCCGCACCAUGUAUACGUCACUGGUAGCCAUGAUCGCGUUGGCUGGCUGCGUGGCAGCAGCCCCAGCCGACGAUGUGAUACCGAUCGUCAGCCAAAGCCAAGAGGGACCGAACCCGGACGGCUCGUACAAGUGGAGCUACGAAUCUGGGAACGGGAUCAAGGCGGAAGAAGAAGGUCACCUGGAGAACGCGGGUCAGGAGAACGAGGCGAUGAACGCGCAGGGCAGCUUCAGCUACCCCAGCGACGACGGCCAGCAAAUCUCGCUAACAUAUGUCGCAGAUGAGAACGGAUUCCAGCCUCAAGGCGCCCAUCUGCCCACUACACCGGAGAUCCCGCAGCUUAUCCAGAAAGCACUGGACUGGAUAGCGGCGCAUCCAUCCAAGGACGAUCAGAACCAGGUGUAAACAAUAGGACGUCCGUCGUCAGUGAUCUCACCGAGCCCUUUUUCUAUUAAUUCUGUGCUACCACCCACGAAUCACGAUGAGUCGCUCCGUCGUCGCUUCUCGUUCCAAUGGCUCUAACGAAACGCGUAUAUUACUCUCUGGUUCAAUUUGUUGUACAUAUUUAUUGUAUACUUACGUACGGAUUUAUUAUAUAUAUAUAUAUGUAUGUUGUAUCAAUGUAUAUCGCUAUGUUUUAUUAUGUAUUUGCGUACUAUGUGGCGCAGGCAGUCGCGAGCAUCUACUGCGAGCAACGAGACGUCGAUGGUAAUCGUUGAGUAUAUGCCACCGGUACAUACGGAAUAAACGUUGCAAUUCAAUUCA